CAAAUGACUGAGGAUGCAAGGCAUCAGAAAAAUCAGAUGCAGAUUUAAAGAAGCAAGUGGAACAAGAAUUAACCGAGGUCAUUAUGGUAUGAUGUUCUUCUCCUUGAAGGAAAAGUUGAGCAUUGCUUUCGAGCAUAUGCCCCACAGUUACUAUGCGCAGGCCUACAGGCACUCAUACUUUAGUGUCGGCCUAUCCAUUCCAUGGUGUUGCCUGGUGCAUCAGUCUCCUUUCACGGCCACCCAAAAGCCCUUGUUCUCCCCUUGUUCAGUUAAUUAUGUGGACAUGGUAUAGCCUUGAGAUUCCCCAAAUUGGGUGGCUAACAGCAUGUUCUCUUGGGUGGUUGGAACUUGGAAAUACAAUAAUCAUUUAAGAAUCAACAUGACAGUUCUAGAAGUUGCUUAUCCAAUUCGAGCAGGAUUUCUUCGUGUUUCAUUGGUAUCCAUGAAUUAUUUAUGUACAACAAGCUGUUGAUUACGUAAAGGUAAGGGAAGAACCAAAGAGAUGAACUUAAGGAAAUUAAGCAACAUGGAUUGGCAGUUGGUUUGUAAUGUGGAGGAAUACUAAUGCCUUGCAAAUAUGAAUUGUCUCAAGCUGCCCUAAGAUACUGGUUAUCUGGUAGAUGAACAUGAAAAAGAAUGCAAUAUCUGAUAUUGUUGGAAUGUCACCACAAAUUCAUAAUAGGCUUCCAUUUGUACAAGGGCCAUGCAUAGUGGAUUAUAUUUUCAAAAAUUAAUACAUUAACAAUUUCUUA
Messenger RNA from Rubroshorea leprosula, 752 nucleotides. NCBI's taxonomy places the organism in Eukaryota, Viridiplantae, Streptophyta, Magnoliopsida, Malvales, Dipterocarpaceae. The record is from the annotation of a GenBank genome assembly.